AUGGAUAGUCGAGAUCGUAUUGAUUUGUCAAAUUAUGAUAGAUUUAGUGUAGAGUACUUGAAUGGGAUAGAAAAUUUUCUAGAAUAUGCAUUUCGAGAGGGUGGAGAUGGUGGAAAAGUUCGUUGUCCUUGUAAGAAAUGUGUGUUGAAUAAGCUAAAAGUUCGUGGAGAGAUAUAUGAUGAUUUAGUUGUCAAUGGAAUUAUGAGUGGAUAUAGCACAUGGUUUUCUCACGGUGAAUUUUUAUCGAAUCAGUCAACUUCUCAACCUAUCCCUAAUGUGCAACAUGAUUCACCCAAUAAUGAUAUGACCCAGUUAGUGCAGGAGGCAUUAGGAAUAUUACAACAAACUACGAGAAUGGAUGUAGAUGAAAAUGAUGAAGAAGACGUAAACAUGUUUGAUGACUAUGUUGAAGCAAAUACUCAAGAUUCUAAUCCCAAUGUUCAAAAGUUUGAUCAAUUGUUGAAAGAUGCUAAUGAAGAAUUGUGGCCUGGGUGUAAAACAUUUAGCAAAUUAUCUUUCAUUUUGAAUGUUUAUAAUGUGAAAUGUCAACAUGGAUGGUCCAAUCAAUCAUUUGAUACACUGAUGAAAAUUUUGAAGGAUGCAUUCCCGGAUAGUAACACAUUUCCAAGUUCAUACAAAGAAACAAAGAAGAUUGUGGAUAACUUGGGUCUUAAGUAUGAAAAAAUCGAUGCGUGUCCAAAUAAUUGUAUGUUAUUUUGGAAAGAACACAAAGACACCAAGGUGGAGAAUUGCUUGAAAUGUGGAACUUCUCGAUGGAAAAAUAACGAAGCAAGCAACUUAACAGAAUCUUCGAAAUCUAGUGGAGUGAAGAAGAAAAAAGUCGCUGCUAAAAUAUUGAGGCACUUUCCUUUGAUACCCAGAUUACAACGUCUCUUUGUGUCAUCAAAGACCUCAAACUUGAUGGUGUGGCAUGAUAAGGAACGCAUUAAAGAUGGAAUAAUGCGACACCCAGCUGACUCAAAAGCAUGGAAAUCUUUUGAUUCUCUUUAUCCAGAUUUUGCUAAAGAUUCUCGUAAUGUAAGGUUGGGACUCGCAGCUGAUGGGUUUAAUCCAUUUAGAACAAUGAGGGUAAAUCAUAGUACAUGGCCUGUGAUCUUGAUGCCUUAUAAUUUGCCUCCUUGGUUGUGCAUGAAGGAAGCUUAUAUGAUGUUGUCAUUGCUUAUUCCCGGUCCAUCUGGACCGGGAAAUGACAUUGAUGUUUAUUUACAACCUCUUAUUGAAGAGUUGAAACAACUUUGGGAGUUUGGUGUGGAGAGUUUUGAUGCUUCAAAGAAAGAAAUUUUUAAACUACAUGCAACUUUAAUGUGGACUAUUAAUGAUUUUCCAGCCUAUGGUAAUCUGUCUGGAUGGAGUACUUAUGGAUCUUUUGCAUGUCCUUGUUGUAACAAAGAUACUUGUUCGAAAUAUUUGUUAGAUAGCAAAAAGUUUUGUUAUAUGGGUCAUCGACGUUUUCUAGAUCGAAGUCAUAAUUAUCGAUUUGACUUAAAAUCUUUUGACGGUGAAGAAGAAUUAAGGUCCUCUCCUUCUAUGCUGUGUGGAUCAAAAGUCUUAGAUCAAUUGCAAAAUAUUAAGUUUGAUUAUGGAAAACUUAAUAAGAAAGUUACGGGCGUUUUUGAAAAGACAUGGAAAAAGAAGAGCAUUUUCUUUGAACUUCCAUAUUGGAAGCACAAUUUGUUACGUCACAAUCUUGAUGUUAUGCAUAUUGAAAAGAAUGUUUGUGACAACAUUGUGAAUACUUUAUUAAAAGUUAACAAGAAGUCAAAAGAUAAUGCAAACGCCCGUCUUGAUUUGCAAAAGAUGAAUAUCAGAAAAGAUUUAUGGCUCAAACAACAAGGUCAAGAUAGAUAUUAUGUCCCUCCAGCAUGCUUUACCAUGUCUUCAGAUGAGAUGAACAAGUUUUUAGAAGUAUUAGAGAAUAUCAAACUUCCAGAUGGUUAUGCAUCAAAUAUUUCACGUUGUAUUCGUAGUCAACGCAAGCUUUAUGGACUUAAAAGCCAUGAUUGUCACGUUUUAAUGCAAGAGCUUCUCCCUAUUUCAUUGCGAAAUACUUUGCCAUCGAAAGUGUCUUCAGUAUUGAUAGAGUUGUGCAACUACUUUAAAGCUAUAUGUGCAAAAUCUUUAUCAAAUUCGGAGGUAAAAUCACUUCAAGACAAGGCACCAGUUAUACUAUGUCACUUAGAAAAAAUAUUUCUACCAUCUUUCUUCACGGUUAUGGUGCAUUUGGUCGUCCAUUUAGCAGAUGAGGUCGAACUUGCAGGUCCAGUAUUUUUCAGAUGGAUGUAUCCAAUUGAGAGGUACUUGGGAAAAUUGAAAUCAUAUGUACGCAACCAAGCACGCCCUGAAGGCUCAAUAGCUGAAGCAUAUAUUGCGGACGAGUGUUUAACAUUUUGUGCUCGAUAUCUCGAUGAUAAUAAAAUGAUAGGAGAAAAAUCUGUGAGAAAUCAUGCACAUCAACAAUCAAAUGAGCAAAUAUGUCUAUUUCCUAAUGUGGGACAACAUUAUGGAGCGAUACACGUGAUUACAUUGGAUGAAAUGACGUAUAUACAAGCUCAUCGAUAUGUUCUAUUCAAUUGUGGUAUAAUUGAAGAAUUUCGAAGAGAUCAUCAUACUACAAUCAAAAGAUUACACCGUCAUCGUCGUUUAUCACCACGUGAGAUUGAAAAAAAACAUUGUGAAAGUUUCCAUGAGUGGCUCAAAGAAGAGGUCAACAACUCGUCAUUAUCAUUUAAUGGACGAAUAACUCCAGAAGUUAAAAUUAUUGCUCGAGGUCCACAUCGAAUCGUGAAAAGGUUUAGAGCAUAUGAUGUGAAAAAUGGAUAUAGAUUUCGUACUAAAGAUUCUGAAGUGAAUUUAAGCACUCAAAAUUGUGGAGUGAUGGUUAUUUCAAAAACUAAUAGUUAUGCAAGUACGAGUGAUCGAAGACCAAUCAUUGGUGAUGUAGUCUACUAUGGAAUUUUGACUGAUAUCAUUGAAUUGAACUACUCUGAUGAAUUUAAGAUUGUAUUAUUUAGAUGUGAUUGGGCUGAUGUUGAUCAAAAGACAGGAAUAAAAAAAGAUCUUUUAGGAUUUACAAUGAUCAACUUUUCUAGGUUGAUACACACAGGAAAAUAUCUCACAUAUGAUCCAUUUGUAUUUGCUUCGCAAUGUCAGCAAGUUAUAUAUGUUAAAGAUGUUUCAAAUCCUGGUUGGUUUCUCCCAAGGCAACUAAAAGUUAGAAAUACUUAUGACAUGGGAGAUCAAAGUAUGGUUCACAUUGAAAUUGAGGAGUCUUCACUAAUUAUAGGAGAUGAUGAUGUUGAUUGGGUUAGAGAUGAUAUUGAAGGAGAAACUAUAAAUCAACUAGCUUAA
This is a messenger RNA of Impatiens glandulifera, 3369 nucleotides long. RefSeq lists its product as uncharacterized. The transcript has 3 exons. NCBI's taxonomy places the organism in Eukaryota, Viridiplantae, Streptophyta, Magnoliopsida, Ericales, Balsaminaceae. The record is from RefSeq and is a predicted model, not a curated record. The coding region runs from base 1 to 3369 and encodes 1122 amino acids.